Prosopis cineraria is the source of this 2119-nucleotide messenger RNA. RefSeq lists its product as uncharacterized. The record is from RefSeq and is a predicted model, not a curated record. Bases 424 to 1803 code for a protein of 459 amino acids. The transcript has 4 exons. NCBI's taxonomy places the organism in Eukaryota, Viridiplantae, Streptophyta, Magnoliopsida, Fabales, Fabaceae. Gene Ontology annotation, molecular function: calmodulin binding.
AAACAACGAAAAUUGUGUGUUUGCAAGACCACACUCGGCGGCUUCGAUGUUAAGCUCUUGGAUCUUGGUCACAUUUUUGUCACCACACAGACUCACAUACGUUGAUUCCAACGAAAAAUAUACGAUUUUUUUUUUUUUGACAAAUUUACAAAUAGAAAGAGUCAACAAUCCCAUCCCAUAUGUGUCGGAUUUUCAUCGAGUGGUGCUGGAUUAAACUGAUGAUGAAGGGGCUUCAGUUUCAACUUUCAAGGCCUUCAAUAAUCUCAAAUUCAUUUCCUCGUUCCCACAAGUUCGCUCUUCCAUGAACUUUCUUUCAUCAGGUUCUCGCUAGUACUCAUGCGAUGAUUAGAAUCUUUUAGCUUACAUCAAGGCCUUUUCUUUUGCGGUUGUUCUGAAGAAAAGUAAUAGCAGAAACGAAGAUAUAUGGCAACGGCAAGACCAAAAGAGAAUAGUGCAGUUGGGAAGGAGAAGAUCAUCUCCUCAAACUCUCAAAGCACAAGCACAAAAAAGACCACAAAACCAUGCGCUACAAGUGAUAAGCCUGCCCCAUCAUCAGAAAAAGAAAAACAGAUCCCAAACUAUCUCAGGCCUACCAUAAGCUCACGCCAUGAGUCCCUCUCUUUGAAGAACAGUAAGAUUGAUUCUCCCCAGAGGACUGUUAUAAACAGAAGAAGAUCUUUGGACAAGCCUCCCUCACCUUCACACUUGACUAAACAUAGCCAGUCCUCUUCAAGGCUACACAAAGCUCUUGUGUCUCCAGGUCCUAGGGAGAGAUCAGGAGCACAGCUUCGACCUCUGUCUUUCUCAUCCAGAGGCACCAUUCCUUCGAAAUCCGGUUCAGACAAGACCUCCAGAACAGCCAAAGAUGGGAAACUGUCCGCCAGCACCAGGAGUGUAAGCAGGAGUAGUAAGAGCCCUAGUCCCACACCUAAGAAGGUAGCUCGUGAUGGUUCUGCUGCUGCUAACUCAACCAAAGCUCCUAAGAAUGAUGCUGAAACUAAAGAGGAAUUAAAAACUGUUGAAGCGGAAGUUAAAGAAGCUACAAUUGAAAAGAUUGAAGAAGUGGUGAUGAAAGAUGACAAUGAGCAAGAAGAGAGUGAAAAUGCAACUGACCAGAUUAAUCCACCAGUUGUUGACACUGGAAAUGCGCAUGAACAUAAGAAAGAGCAUAAGCAACAUCGGGUGGUUGAGGAGUCUAAACCAGGCGAGCCUCAGAUUCAAGCUGAUAAUAAUAAUGUAAUUCCUACAGCAUCAGAAGACGAAGAACAGCAGCAACAACAAGAAGCAGCAGUUAGUGUGGCAGAGGAAACAAAAGCGGCCGUUGAGGCAGAGGAAACUGAAAAGGAGGAUCCACCGGAGGAGAAAGCUGAAGAUGUACAUCAAGAGGAUGAGGGUAAGAAGGGCCCAGACGAAAGCAUUGAUCAUCCAGAACCAGAAGAGCAAAAAGUUGAUGUUGAAGAAAAGGAAGAGGAAAACGACAAUGGGGUUGCAGAAGAAAAAGAGAGCCAGAAUAACGAAGAGGAAAAGGCAAAGGACGAGAAGGAAGUAGCGGAAGGAGAAACAGAAGAAGGAGUUCAGUUGAAAGAAGGAGAGGAUGAUGAUGAUGUGGAGACGGAAGUGAAAGAGGAGAAGGCUGAAUUAACACCACCAAAGCAACAAGGGGCAGGAGGGCAAGGGAAGGAGACGACUCAGGUAUCAAAUGACGUGAUAGAAGAAACAGCAAGCAAAUUGGAGAAGAGGACGAACAAGGUAAGAGCAUUGGCUGGGGCAUUUCAGACCGUCAUUGACCAUCAAUCCAAAUGAAACAGGCACGCUACAUAUUUCAUGUGUAAUAUUUGAAAAUUAAAUAAUCACGAAGUAUGAUGAUUUUUUUUAGAACAAAGCAUUCUUUAUUCAUAUUUCGUGAUCAUUUCAUUUUUCAGUAUGAAGAAGUUAUUACAUAAGUUCUCAUAUAUCCCUCCAGACCCAAAGUAGCAAGGUUGUCAACUUCAUCAUUUUUCCAAGCUACUUUGUAAUUUGUAAAUCAUUUCAUCAAUAUGUGAUAACAUUUCUCUGUAUAAUCUGCCACAGAUGAUCAUAUACUUAAACAAAUCAACCAAUAUCACCUCUCUUUUAUUGA